Molecule: messenger RNA, 1143 nt
Organism: Impatiens glandulifera
Lineage: Eukaryota; Viridiplantae; Streptophyta; Magnoliopsida; Ericales; Balsaminaceae
Product: leucine-rich repeat receptor-like protein kinase PXC1
Exons: 2
Coding region: 1-1143 (380 amino acids)
Biological process (GO): protein phosphorylation
Molecular function (GO): protein kinase activity; ATP binding
Source: RefSeq, a predicted model, not a curated record
AUGGCAAGCGAUUCUGAUGAUCUUAUUUGGUUAUCACUAAUCCUUGCCAUAGUCUUCUUCGGUUUACUAUUAGCAAUCGUAAAGAGUAGAGAAAAUAAAUUUGUCAACGACAGGCGAAAUAGUAAUGAAAUUAAUUUUCCCCCUUCUCCUUUUAAAUUACCGACGCCACCGCCGCUAAAGUCAAGGGAAGUGAUCGGAAACUCGUGCGAGUCGACGCAAUCAGAACUCGUGUUCUUCAUCGAAGAGGGGAAGAGGUUUGGAUUGGACGAUCUUUUGGAGGCAACGGCGGACUUGAAGAGCCAGACAUUGUGUAGCAGUCUUUAUAAGGUGAAUCUUGAGAAGAAUGGUUCGGUUUUCGCGGUUAAGAGGCUGAAGAAACUGCAGGUUUCUAUAGAGGAAUUUGAUCGAACAAUGAAGGAGAUUGGCAAUUUGAAGCAUCCUAACCUUCUUCCUCUUGUGGGUUUUAAUAAUUCUACCAUGGAAGAAAAGCUUCUUAUUUAUUGGUACCAAAGCAAUGGAAGCUUACUAAACCUACUAGAGGAUAAUGCAGAUGAAAAGAGGGAGUUCCCAUGGAAAUAUAGGGUUUCCAUAGCACAUGGAAUUGCAAGAGGAUUGAAUUUCAUACACCAAAACGACUCGAUCACCAAUGCCCUUGGAAACCUUAAGCCUUCAAAUAUUCUACUAAACGAAAACUAUGAGCCACUAAUAAGUGAGGUUGGCUACAUAAAAUUCAUGAACAAGAAGAGUAUAUGUUUCCUCCCCACAAGCGGCUAUAUGGCCCCGGAGAAAGCCCUAUCAAAACAAGGCGACGUUUAUAGCUUUGGCGUCAUAUUAUUGGAAUUGCUAACGGGAAAGGUGGUGGAAAAGACAGGACUAGACCUACCAAAAUGGGUGAAAUCCAUGGUUAAAGAAGAAUGGACGGCUGAGGUUUUCGACAAGAGAUUGGGGAAGGUUGGAAUUUAUGCGUAUCCAUUGCUCAACAUCGCUUUGAAAUGUGUGGCGCAUUUCGCUGAGAAUAGACCGGGAAUAAGGGAGGUGAUCGCAAAGAUAGAGGAAAUUGACAACAAACCGGAAGAUCCACCACCUUACUUUUCACCUAUAAAUUUAUAUUUUGAAGAUGCGGAGCAAGACAAAAUUGGAUAA